Molecule: messenger RNA, 1115 nt
Organism: Rhodofomes roseus
Lineage: Eukaryota; Fungi; Basidiomycota; Agaricomycetes; Polyporales; Fomitopsidaceae
Exons: 3
Coding region: 276-1019 (247 amino acids)
Source: RefSeq, a predicted model, not a curated record
GAAGCUUGGCCUCGAGGACGCCACAUCGGUGCAAGCCCCACGACGACAAACUGUGUAAGGCUUCAUAUACUUAGCUUUGUCGCAUCGAGACGUUGGCUACCCCCUCGAGUCUCGAGUAGCCUUACCCGCCUGGUGCAUUCGAUAGGCUUCAGUGCUCAUCCAACCGACUUCAUCAGGAUGGCUGAAUCAGAACCGAAACACAGUGAACGUUGUACGUACCAGACCUCUUCUUGGCACAAACAUGCGUGGCACUCACCUUGUAGCCACAGUCAAUAAUGUUGACUCGGAUAUCACCAUUUCAUCCUCUGAUAAUGUGCUCUUCAGAGUACAUAGGAGGAACCUUGCGACUCACUCAGAAGUAUUCCCCGACGGCAAUAUUGCGACCAACGAUGAGAUCGUUCCAUUGUCCGAGACAUCCUCGACGCUGGAGUUGCUAUUCCAGUACAUGUAUCGCCAACCGCAACCCGAUAUCACGGAACUUCCCUUUGAGCAACUGUCGAAGCUGGCUGAGGCAGCUGAGAAGUGUCUUCUCCGCGAUGGAGAUCUGCAGGGUCAUGAUGAAGCUGUCGUUACCGAAGAAUGCAAUCGCCGUCCUAGCAUAUACUGUGAGACAUGGGUACCCCAAACUCUCCCUGGAAGCCGCUCCCCAUACUGUGAAUGUCGAACCGAAGGAGGCGUUUGAGCAUUUGGGACACUUGUGGUUUGUAUAUUGGGUGCUAUAUCGCGAGCCCUAUCUAAAGACCUUGAUGGAGGCACAUCAGCCUCCAGGUCCCGGAGGUCACCUCCUGCAUCGCGGAGGCAUCGCGGAGUGCGACCUGUGGAAGAUAUUCCAGCUGAAGGUCACUACUGCAAUCGGCAGCGACAUGUCAGCGCUCAAUCGCAUCAACGACAUCUUCUCAGAGGCUCAGAGUUUCGCCUCGCUGUCCACGUGUACGCAGUGCAGCAGGAGGGCGGAGACCUGGUCUACGCAGAUAACCAAGAAGAUUUCAGCGUUGCCGCAGUUCAGCCUGACGUUAUGAAGUGGCACAAACAUGCAUCGAGGAUGUUGGCGUGGUAUGACAAGACAAUCUGCUCCUGGCCGCCGUAGCAUAUUGUGAUCGGAAGUUGCAACUGCA